AAGCGCUUUUUCGUUUUCGAGUCGGAGGUGUUGCCAAGAUGUCCGGGCGAGGGAAGCAGGGCGGGAAGGCGCGUGCCAAGGCUAAGUCGCGCUCGUCGCGGGCCGGACUGCAGUUCCCCGUGGGCCGCGUCCAUCGCCUGCUGCGCAAGGGCAACUACGCGGAGCGGGUGGGCGCCGGCGCCCCAGUGUACCUGGCAGCCGUGCUGGAGUACCUGACGGCCGAGAUCCUGGAGCUGGCGGGGAACGCGGCCCGCGACAACAAGAAGACGCGCAUCAUCCCGCGGCACCUGCAACUCGCCAUCCGCAACGACGAGGAGCUCAACAAGCUGCUGGGCAAGGUGACGAUCGCGCAGGGUGGUGUGCUGCCCAACAUCCAGGCCGUGCUGCUGCCCAAGAAGACCGACAGUCAUAAGGCUAAAGCCAAGUGAUUACCCAAGAACACCCGGGAGGAUUUUGCCUUUUUUCCCCCCCAGAGAAACCCAAAGGCUCUUUUAAGAGCCACCCACUGCAUCACUAAGGGCUAAAUUGCUGACAUUUUGCUCAAAAGGGUUUUGAAAUCAGAUAAGGGUCUUUUUAGUAAGAUUAAUAUUUUUUGCUUGUAGUUUUUUUU
Molecule: messenger RNA, 610 nt
Organism: Melopsittacus undulatus (budgerigar)
Lineage: Eukaryota; Metazoa; Chordata; Aves; Psittaciformes; Psittaculidae
Product: histone H2A-IV
Exons: 1
Coding region: 39-428 (129 amino acids)
Biological process (GO): heterochromatin formation
Cellular component (GO): chromatin; nucleosome
Molecular function (GO): structural constituent of chromatin; protein heterodimerization activity; DNA binding
Source: RefSeq, a predicted model, not a curated record